AAAGCACAUCCCAAACUGCUUGCCCCUCACCUCUUUAUAAGUCUUGAAGAGCUGCCACCAAAUAAACCACCACAAGCAAGCGUAAGUCUCCAAGCUUGAACACUGGAGUGUAUCUCUUCCUGCUCGAAUCCAUCUCUCUGAAACACCAGAGAACUCCGAAGAUCAACCGAGGUGCAUCAUCAGAAUAGAAAAUUUGCUGAGAGAUCUGAGGAGAGGGAAGAAUACCACCACAAUAAGCAGUGUCCUUUAAGAUAGAGAGAAGGAAGCACAUAACUGAUCCUAAAGUUGGUUAACCAGAUAAUGAGUCAGGUAGAGCUUUCCAGCAAUGGAGAAUUUGAGAUGGCGAUUGCAGCAGCUGCAUAUGCCAUUGCCUCAAUGAAUGAAGAAAGUUUCAUGAACAAGAAAAGUCCACUUGAAGGAAUGAAAACUUCUGAUAUAUCCAAAAGCAAAAGAGAAGGAAACACAAGCACACGAGUAUAUUCCAGAGGGCCUCUUAGAUGGUUCAGUAAUAAGGAGGCAAAAGAUGACAGCAAAUCAGCAGGUGACAACAUUACGAGGAAAUCAUCAAUUUCAGACCAAAGGAUGCAGAAUGAUUCAACUCUUAAUCACAAAAGUACAGAAAAGACAACAGGUACCACAACCAUUAAAAAUGCCAAAACCUUCACUGAUAAGUAUCUAACUGACACAGGUAGCAAGAAAUUUGGAAGUGGAAAUGAAGCGAGACUAGGGCCAAAAGCUCAAUCCACCAUAAAACCUACAACUUCAUCAUCUAGUAUUAAGAAAAAGGAGGGGAACUCAGCUAGGUCCAACAAAUUGGACACAGAGGCAGAUGCUUGGGAGAAGGCAGAGAUGGCCAAGAUGAAAACACGGUAUGAGAAGAUGAAAGCCAAAAUUUUUGGUUGGGAGACUGAGAAGAAGACAAAAGCAAAGCGCCUGUUGGAACAAAAAGAGAGAGAAACAGAACAGAAACGAGCAAAAGCCUUGCAAGAAUAUCAUAAUGAGAUAUCAAGAAUUGAUAAAAUUUCUGCCGAAGAAAAAGCACUUGUAGACGAGAGAGAAAGGAAUGAAGGACACAAGAUAAGGGAGAUGGCAAAACAGAUGAGAACAACAGGGCGCAUCUCUCAUGCAUGUCUCUGCUUCUGAAUCACUAAGAUGAUGGUAGACCCCAGUGUCCUCGAUGAUGUCACUUCAUCUUAGCCAGUCGCAGGGAAUUUUUCUUGCAAAUCAUCAAUCAUUCUGAGCAUAAGAAGGGAGAUAACAAUAAAGCUAGUGAUAAAUGCUGUAUAUUACAAGAGAUAUAUUUAUAUUUAUGAAAGAUUUUUAUCAGAAGUGCACCUUUAAAUAUUUCUGAGCAUGACCAAGGAGGGAAAAAAAGUUGAGUAGUUCAAUGAAAGACAGA
Elaeis guineensis (African oil palm) is the source of this 1399-nucleotide messenger RNA. Lineage: Eukaryota; Viridiplantae; Streptophyta; Magnoliopsida; Arecales; Arecaceae. The record is from RefSeq and is a predicted model, not a curated record.